AGUGAGUGAAUGCCUAGGCACUACCCCCCACCCCUCCUUGUGAGUGUGUAUGUGUGUAUGUAUGUGUGCGUGUGUGUGUAUACACACACACACUGCAGGCGCGUGUAGCUGACCACACUGUGCUCACAGCUAUGUGUGAAGACACGCACAGCACGCCAAAGAAUCAGCAACACUGAUUCUAAUGCUCGCUUUCUUCCAGGACCGAUCGCAUUGCAGACCCAUCCCACUCUCUCUCUCUCUCUCUUUCUCUCUCCCUCUCUCUCUCUCUAUCUAUCUUACACUCUGUUUCCCCGUGUCUCUCUCUUCCUUGUACUUGUACAAGCGUGUAGAGCUGGAAAGGAGGAAAAACCCCCUCGUUCUUUUUCUCUCACUCUCUCGCUCUCACUCUCUCUUUCUCUCUAUCUUUGUGUCCUGCGGUGGGAUAAGCUGUGAGAGGAUGAGCCCCUGAUCCAGCGCUGGACCCGAGUGACCUGACAGCUCAAACUAAUCUUAUCCAGUCAAGACGAAGUUCUGUGAGCUGAAAUCCAGGAAGCAGUGGAGAGCAUCCAGUCUACACAGUGAAACAUUUCUGAUCUGGUUGAUCAGACACAGUUACUUGCUACGUUCCGAGUGGGCCUUCUCUGCUCAGAUGGCAGCUGGCAGCUAUCAUCUAUGACUCAGAGAGCUGUGUGGCAGCAGUGAGUGUUCAUCACCGUUCAGCCACAGGCAGCUGUACAUGGAGACCCCCAGCUGGGCAGAAACUAAACCAGGAAACGGGUUGUGUAAAACCGGAAACAUUGCUCUCUUUGGAAACGUAGUGUACAGUGGGCUGCUGAACGAUCACUUCUGGCAUUUCGGGGUUCCCCUUGUCACAAGACUGGGUAACCAGGAGGCACCAGCCCCUCCAGAGGCCAUGGCACAGCCGUAUGCCCCUGCGCAAUACCCCCCUCCCCCGCCUCAGAAUGGGCUACCCGGCGAGUAUGCCCACCCCGGGCAGGAGUACACGGGGCCAAACCCGGUGCCCGAGCAUGCAGCUGCCCUCACCAUCUAUACAACUACACAGACACACAGUGAUCCAACCGGUACUGAGAACAGCACGUCCUCACUCACAGCACCCAGCAACGUACCACAGGCAGAUGAGGUGGCGCAGACAGAGGGCUCCCAGCAGCUCCAGCUCCAGCCCUCAGACUCUUCAGAGAAGCAGCAGCCCAAGCGGUUACAUGUCUCCAACAUUCCAUUCCGCUUCCGUGACCCGGACCUACGGCAAAUGUUUGGGCAAUUUGGGAAAAUUUUAGAUGUGGAAAUUAUUUUUAACGAGCGGGGCUCUAAGGGCUUUGGUUUUGUAACUUUUGAAACAAGUGCAGAUGCAGACCGUGCAAGGGAGAAACUAAAUGGUACAAUCGUAGAGGGACGCAAAAUCGAGGUAAAUAAUGCAACAGCACGAGUAAUGACAAACAAAAAAGUGGCUAACCCCUACACAAACGGCUGGAAGCUGAACCCAGUAGUGGGAGCUGUCUAUGGUCCUGAAUUUUAUGCAGUCACAGGCUUCCCAUACCCAACUACAGGGGCAACAGUGGCAUAUAGAGGUGCCCAUUUGAGGGGACGGGGUCGUGCAGUCUACAACACGUUCCGUGCCGCACCUCCACCUCCCCCCAUCCCUGCUUACGGAGCUGUGGUUUACCAAGAUGGCUUCUAUGGUGCCGAGAUCUAUGGUGGCUAUGCGGCAUACAGGUAUGCCCAACCAGCCGCAGCAGCUGCGGCAGCUUACAGUGACAGCUAUGGCAGAGUCUAUGCAACAGCAGACCCUUAUCACCACACGAUUGGACCUGCAGCCACAUACAGUGUGGGAACUAUGGCUAGCCUAUACAGAGGAGGGUACAGUCGCUUCACUCCAUACUAAAGACAGAAAAUUCAUCCCCAGACAAAACAAAAAGCAAACAAAAAUGCAAACAACCCACCUUCUCCUUUCCUGGGAAAGUAAAUAGAACAAAAUGCUUCCAGGUUACCAUCGACCCCACCUUGUACACCCUUUCAAGUCAAACCUCUUAACAUUUGUGCAAUUUUCUCAUGUUUUCUCUGGUGCGUGUAUGUGUGUGCCUCACUGUUGUAUUGAUUUGGAAUCUGUUUUGUUUGUAUUGAAAUGCGUGGGCCAAGACAGGAGGGGCUGAAUGACAGCUUGUGGGGAGGAGAGAUGCUGUUCAAUGAGCUUUCUCAUUUAGUCUGGCCUUAGAUUUAUGGGCAUGAGCUCAGCUGAUUUAUGUUAUGAGAGCGUGAAGGGAGAAGGCCUCGCACUGGCUUUAUGUGUAUUACUCAAUGGAACUGCACUAAGCAACAUGUGCAAAGCAACUAUCCGGCCAGAAAUACAAGCAUAUUUAAUUCUCUGCUCUUCCUUGACUAAUACAAAAAAGAAGCCAUCUGGUUGUAUCACAAGCAUUCAGUUGCGGUUCAGUAGGAACGAUAGAUACACUAUAAAUAAUAAUAUACACUAUAAAUAUCACUCUUGUUUUUUGAAGGGGGUAUUUUUCCUUACUGUUACUAGAUUAUGAGAGACCGUCUAACUCAUUUUAACCCCUUUUCUAAAAGGGAAAGGGAAACUGUGAAGGGAUUUGUUUAGAAAGCUUCCUAAUUAUGGAACAGUGGCUGUUUUGCCCUUCUGCUGAAAAUCGUACAUCUGUUAUAAUCUUUCAAAUUCUGUUUUACUUUAAAACAAAAAGCUCAUUGACACAGAUCUCUCCUCACCUCACAGUAACCAAUACAAUGUCUUCAUGUCAGUUUUAUUAACAUUUUUAUGAAAUCCUUAUUCACAAACCCAUGCUGAUGUUAAUGUGACAUUUUACAGUAUUCCUGUCAAGAAAUAAUAUACUGUUAACCCAAUUGUAUUCCAUUGCUACAGACCAGCAUAAUAUUUCACAAAAUUGUAAAUGCAAUUCAGUUAGUUUAAUUUUUUUUUUUUUUUUUUUUUUGGCUCAUCGCUUAUGAAAGAUGCUGAUGUUUUCAAGUGAUCGAUAAUAAAAUAUGUUUUCUAAGCUUAUAUAUGCUUAGAAAACAUAAGAAGCAUAAACUUUACCAUAAUUAUAUUCAAAUUGAAAUGGAACAAAACAGUACUCUAUAAAAUCUCUUUUAGUGGAACAGAGCUCUUAUGUUCAUAAUCAAGUGCCCUGCGGAAGACUUUCCGGUAUGAGUGUGCACUUAAUCACAGCUAUUAUCUCCAGCUCUUAUCUCAUUCUGUAAAUAAACAUCGAGUAUUAAUAUCACAAAGGUAGAGCACAUUGGUACUACAUGGUCUGUUGCACCCUCUAGCUGAUAAAAUCUUGAAAUCCCACUGCAGCUUAAAUGAAGACAGUGAAGGCAUAGUGGUGUGCUGUUGAAAUAUUCAUUGCUGUUGUGGCACACAUUUCUUCUUAAAGGUCACUCUUGCAAUGAGAUGCUGAAAUACAAUCAUGAGAUAAAACUGUUAAGAAAAAAAAAAAAGGCAAAAAGUGCCAAGUAAGUUUAAAAUGAGAAACAAGGAGGAGGCUUCCCUUUCCCUUGAGAUUCUGCACAUUUUGCAGAGAUGAAGCACCACAGGGUACUGAGCAACAUGUUCAGCUAUUGAUUUGCUGUUGAGGUACUUGUUAAGCGCUUGGUGUGUCCCGCCGAGUCAUAUAUUUCUGGAACAUUAUUAGCUGGCCAAAAAAUGUAUAGGUGGCUUCAGAAUCCUUAAUAAGACAGCAACAAUUUAAGAGUUCUUUCCAAGAGGAAGGGAGAGUAAGAUGAACAGGUUAGGUUUUGAGAAAAUCAAUCGAACCUUAUCAGACAUGGUCUGUACCUCCUCUCAGGUAAGAUCCAUAUGUUACCCAUGUCACACUAUCCUAGAUUGAAUCACCCCGAGAGAGCGGUUGUUACCCUUGAAAGGUAUUUAGUUUGUCGUUUGCUUACAUGUGCAUACCUCGAGUUUAUUCUAGCAUUUUAGUCGUGUUUCUUGCGAAUCAGGGCCAUUUUUCCUCCCAGUGGAGAAGUGGAGAAGUUCACAGGUGAAAAGCUCUCUCUCAAGGUGACAUUAUGCUCAGACCCAGCACUUUGUAGAAAGCCAGUGAUAAGACAUGCUAGGCCUUUAGAGAACAUACUGUGAGAGAGAGUGAGUAAGAGAGAGAACGAGUGGGAGAAGCCAAUAAUCCUUUCUGUGAAAUAGGGCCUCUCUCGUUUCCAAGUUGUUCAGGGCGUUGAUCAUGUCCCUGAGGCUCAGAAGCAGCUCACAUCCCCAUACACUGACACACACUCUGCCCAGUAAAUAGCUGCCUGCUCACUUCAAAUGGAAUAGAAAGGUGGGAGUUAUAGAAGAAAGGGAGAAAAGAUUCAGGACGGAGGGGCAGCAUCCAAAGCAAUUUACUCCACAGAUUAAAGAUAACACCAUUGAGUCAAUAACCACUGAUCUCAUUUGAAGAUACACCAGGCUUACCCUGCGCAUAGCGCUGCUGUUCAGCUCGUUCUAUUACCAUAGCAGUUGUGGCUGCAGACACACCAUUCUCCUGCUAGACUGAAAUCACAUGCAGCCUAUUGUAAAACAGUGAUUGGAUGCAGUGCUUCCCCUGAUUUGAAGAAAAAAUCUACCAUACAACAUAAUAUUUCACUUAAAUAAGCUUCCUCUUCACAUCCACCAACACCUCCUCACCUCUAUGAGCUUCGCCGUCUUCUUUGAAAAGAAUUUUCUUUUGUAUUGAUAAAAAGAAAUAAAGUUGAGCCGCUGAGCCCAACCCUUUCCUUGCUACUAUAAUGCCGGUUAAAUAUUUAAUAAGUUUCUUAUGAACACUGCUAAGAUAAUGACGGUAACAUCAAGUACAAUUAUUAACACAUUUAUCAUUGUUAAAUGUUAUUUUUAAAAAUAAAAAAAUACUGACAGAUCAACAAAAUCAUUUUACAGUAGGAAAAUAAAGUCUAAACCCAGCACCUCGACACACAUCAGGCAUUUUUCUGUAGGUUUUCAGUGUUAAGUAAUGAAAUAAAUGUUUUUGUUGCGUUUUUUUUGGGAUGGUACCUCAAAAUACAGUGCCUCCAAGCUGAAAAUGUUGCUAGGCUUUCUUAGAUAAAAAAAAAAAAAACAAGCUCUGUGGGAAUGGAAUACAAGGCUAGUGCUACCAAAAUGACUGCUACCAUAAGCUGUAAAUAACACUGAAAUAGGUUUUACAUCCAUGCUUGCACUUUAUCAGUUUUAAACCAGUUUCUUCUUCUUGUUGUUGGUGGUGGUGGUGGUGUUUCUUUCUUUUAAUUCAUCAAUGUAUAUAUCCAUUUUUUUUUUCUAACAAGGUCAACCCUAGAUUGAUCUGAAGAUGUAUACUUGUGUGUAACAAUAGAUAUAUUAGCAUAUUUAAGAAAGCAUAGCUCUGCUGUAGUGCUUCAAACUUAGAGAAACAAAGCAAACAAUGUAUUCUUCCUUUUAUAAACUAAUAAAAUAAACCUACAGAUAUUCCAUUGUGAAUUUUUUUAUAUAUCUAUGUAAAAUGUUCAAUCAUAUUUCUUUAUACGUUUUUUGUUUUUUUUUUUGAAAAGAGAACUGAUUAUGUCUAAAUGUGUUAGAAUAAUAACUCUGUGCUGUGCAGUUGGGCUAUAUAAAUGUGUUUAUAUGAUGUUUCCAAAUAACUUGAAGGUAUUAAAUCUGCCCUCUGACAUUUGUUCCAUUUUCAUUUCAAUUAAAGACUCAUUUCAUUUCAGCAACUAUAACACAAAAUCAAAGAAGGGUAAUUUAGCCUGACUUAUUCAUACACACAUGUCCUGAUUUACUUAAGGCUUGUGUGACCAGAAAGACCUGAAAACAUGUACCCUGACAGGAUGUACAAAGAAUUGUGUCUUUCACAUGAGCAUUUCACAUAGAAUCAUAGCUUGUUCAUUGUGGGCACUUUACUUCAAAAGCAUGCUAUUUUAGGGUGUUCUUACUCAAGGUGUGAAAUGCAAAUCAAUUAAUUUGGCAGCGACGCUGUAAUUGACCAACCCUCAAAGCCACUUCGUGAAUAGCCAAUGCGUGCACAAAUUAAUAUAUCCGAAGGGCACUGAGCGUUAAAUUUACAGAAGCCACCAAGUAAAGACCAGAUUUGAAUAUUUCCUGUCUUCAUAAUGAGCUGUAAAUGAUGUUUUCGAUUUUCAAAAUCAUGACUUAGUAUUAAUUAUUACUGAGGUAUUAUUACAUUUAUUAGAUUUUUCUGCAUAUUCGUGUUUCUCAUGCCAGCAGCGUUGAAUUGGUUUUCUUUCACAAAUACUUUAUUAAUGUAAUCUACACUUAUGUCUACAAACAUUUAUUCAUUUAUUCAUUUAUUCAUGACAUAUUUUAAUAUGUUUUCUUUUUGUUGUUUUUUUUUUUUUUUACCCGACCUGUCUCACUUGUCUUUAGUUGCCGCAAUACUUGAGUUUCACGUUCAGUUUACUCUUACAGGAGUCUUUUGGAGAUCGGUAUUCACUGCGGCUGCCAGGAAUAUUUAGUACACGCAAGAAACCUCAUUUCCAUAAUGUUUCCUCCCCCUACUUUGCAUAUGAUGUAAUUCACACAAUUAUUCUUUGUAAAUCAGCCACAACAUGCCCACUAUCUGCAUGCACAAUUUACCCCCACUGCACAUGCAAAGGAGUUCUCGUUAUUUUGGAUUUUAAUAAAUCAGAGCCCAAUUGUUUAACGUCCAAUCCAUUCUAAAAUAUCUGUCUACUAGUUUACUUCCAGAAUCCUACUGAUACAUAACUAUGCAGAAAUGUACAAAUCCUUUGGUUGUUUGUUUGUUUUUUAUUUUACUGGUUCUUAUUUGCAGUAUAGGCAUUUUGUCUAUAUUAAACAGAAUUAUAUGCAUCAUGGUGUAUUAUUACUCAAUUAUAACUCCAUUAGCCAUUCAUGUGAUUCAGUAUUUAGAGAGUGAGGCUAAAUAGCACUGAAAAAGAGAGAGUGCUUAGAGGACAGUUUGCUGGCAUCAGAAUGAAUGUGUGAGCUUGCAGAUUGUCAUGAUGGAAGUCUUCAUUUUGCACGGAUGCUGCAAGAAGCUAUUAAAUGAUUGCCCGUCUAAUUGGCUCUGUUAAUGCAGUCAUUUGUAAGAUGGCACCAUGGGCCAAGGGCCAGUACAAAAUGGCAGCACCAUUUCUGUAAUCGAAUUUGCUCAAAUUAUGGUGACAAAAGUUUUAAAAUAGUCGCCAGUUUCACCACAAGGUAAAGAUAAAAAUUAGCAAAAAAAUUCUGAGCACUGCAAUUCAUUUGAAAUUUUGUGCAAGGCAAUAAUAUAGUGAUAGUAUCUGGACUGAUGAAAUGCAAUGGAAAGUGACACUAGUAUGGCAAUAGAAAUGUUACAGGUGUUUGUACACCUCAGAUAUUCUUGAAGCAAACAUGGAAAACACACCUGUAUUGUAGAUGUCAUGUCAUUAAUGCACAUCUAAUUUAGUCAUGCAAUUACAGAGUAAUUUAAAUUUAAUAUAUAUGUUUGUUUGUUUGUUUGUUUGUUUGUUUGUUUUAAUUUAAACAUGCAGUUUUUUCUCUGCCAGGGGAAUUUUUUUGUAAAUGUUUAUAAAAAAAAAAAGUCAACAAAAAUGUACUUGUAUAACUAUAUUACACUAUUAGAUCCUCUUUUAUAUGUGUAUGUCACCUGUGUAUUUGCUGCUCAGCUCAUGUGCAAUGUGUACUGGACAUUUUCAAUGUUUCAGGUCAUACCGUGUGAAAACAUUGACAGGUAGUAAGAUUUUACACUUAUCUAUUGGUUAUGGACUCUGAUGAAGACUCUGUAGUUAUAGAUCUGUACAAUUCUGUACAGUAUAGCAUUGUAAAGAUGUUUUUGUGUCUAAAUAAAAACACAAUUCUA
Messenger RNA from Hemibagrus wyckioides, 7778 nucleotides. RefSeq names its product RNA binding fox-1 homolog 3a (gene rbfox3a). Bases 716 to 1879 code for a protein of 387 amino acids. Gene Ontology annotation, biological process: nervous system development; regulation of alternative mRNA splicing, via spliceosome. The transcript is spliced from 17 exons. NCBI's taxonomy places the organism in Eukaryota, Metazoa, Chordata, Actinopteri, Siluriformes, Bagridae. Gene Ontology annotation, molecular function: mRNA binding. The record is from RefSeq and is a predicted model, not a curated record. Gene Ontology annotation, cellular component: nucleus; cytoplasm.